UUACCUCACAGCCAGAAAGGCUUCUUGUGCGUUUUUAAAGAAAGUGAGGGCUGCACCAACCUUGAGUAAUUCUAAACCUGCGCUCAUUAUGAGGAGGAUUCUAUACACAAUGGUCCCCAUGAAUGGACUAUUUGCAGGCUUUGUUGAGGGGAAUCAAGACUGCAGUUCUUGUUACCAGCUGGACACUGGAGUGAUUAUUGGGAUCAUCACUUGUGACAUCAUCCUCACGCUCCUCAUCGCUCUCUCGGUCUACUGUUUUGUUUCCCGCCAGAAAAGGAGAGAGAGUUUACAUUUGCAGCCCAGAUGCUGUGGGUCAGGCAAAGCAAAAACUCACCAGCCCUCAAUGAGGUCAAAGACAAUUGAAGUGGAAUCACCUUAUCAGGAACUUUAUGGAGUCCAAUCAGAUAUAUACAGUGAUCUUCAGCAGUAUCGUAAAUGAGGUGACCAUGUGUCAUUUAACGUUAACAAUAGGUUGUGUACACACCCAAGAAUAUUUGGAGAUUGCAUUCAUUAAGUUUUCAAACUGUAUCAUACAAUUGUGGAUUUAUCCUAAAUAAGCUAUAGUAACUGAUUAAUGCAAAUCAUUUUCCUUGAAUCCUCUUGAUUGGUUGUGGCGUACAUACAAAACAUGAAUAUAAAUAAAUAAAUAAAUAUAUUUUUUCAUGGUUCAUGGAAAUGAAAUUAUCUUAAAGAGUUUGUAUUCCACGUUUUUUAAUAUAGCUGUCACAGUUGUUUUCAUUUUUAUGUCAUGUUUUUAUUUAUUCAUAAUAUAUCUUUGUUAAGAAACUAUAUCCGAAUAUAAUUCCCUUGCUCUUCAUGUAGAAAUAAAUGUUUUAUUUUGA
Megalobrama amblycephala (Wuchang bream) is the source of this 842-nucleotide messenger RNA. RefSeq names its product transmembrane immune signaling adaptor TYROBP. Gene Ontology annotation, biological process: microglial cell activation involved in immune response; positive regulation of microglial cell mediated cytotoxicity; neutrophil activation involved in immune response. Bases 89 to 439 code for a protein of 116 amino acids. The record is from RefSeq and is a predicted model, not a curated record. The transcript has 5 exons. Gene Ontology annotation, cellular component: cell surface. Lineage: Eukaryota; Metazoa; Chordata; Actinopteri; Cypriniformes; Xenocyprididae. Gene Ontology annotation, molecular function: signaling receptor binding.